Argentina anserina (silverweed cinquefoil) is the source of this 1960-nucleotide messenger RNA. RefSeq names its product CBL-interacting serine/threonine-protein kinase 21. NCBI's taxonomy places the organism in Eukaryota, Viridiplantae, Streptophyta, Magnoliopsida, Rosales, Rosaceae. The record is from RefSeq and is a predicted model, not a curated record. The coding region runs from base 229 to 1701 and encodes 490 amino acids. The transcript has 15 exons. Gene Ontology annotation, molecular function: protein serine/threonine kinase activity; ATP binding. Gene Ontology annotation, biological process: signal transduction; protein phosphorylation.
GCGACCCUCAGAGGCUUAUUCGCCAGAAAUACCAGAAGCAUGGCAACUACAAAUAAGCAUAAAUUACUACCCAGAUCCGACCGCAUGUUUUUCAUAUCCAAACACGAUAUAAAUCAGCCAGCUGCAUAUAAUAGGAAACAUUUACAACGUAUAUAGUUGUACCAUCUAUACCUUUCGAGAGAAGAACAGGUUGUUCUAAGAAGCACAAACACAGAAAUUUGUCAAAACAUGGGGUUUGCCAACAGCGUAGGCAAGUACCAGCUGGGGCGGACGAUCGGAGAAGGUACUUUUGCCAAGGUGAAGCUGGCAUUCGACAGCACCAACGGAAAGUAUGUUGCCAUCAAGAUCCUCGAUAAGCAUAUGGUCAUGGAAACCAAACUCAUGAAUCAGGUGCAGAGAGAAAUCAGAACAAUGAAACUUCUAAAUCACUCCAACAUUGUGCGUAUACAUGAGGUUAUUGGUACAAAGACUAAAAUAUACAUAGCAAUGGAGUAUGUAUCUGGAGGACAACUGUCAGACAAAUUGUUGUAUGCCAAAACAUUAAGUGAAGGAGAGGCAAGAAAGCUAUUUCAGCAAUUGAUAGAUGCAGUGGAUUAUUGUCACAACAAAGGUGUAUAUCACAGAGACUUAAAGCCAGAAAACUUGCUUUUAACUAGCAAUGGAAACCUCAAAAUAUCCGAUUUUGGACUUAGCGCAUUGCGCAAGCCUGGUGACUUGUUGACAACGAAAUGCGGUUCUCCAAGCUAUGUAGCUCCUGAGCUACUUGUAAAUGAAGCCUAUGAUGGAGCAGCUGCAGAUGUUUGGUCUUGUGGAGUGAUUCUUUUUGAAAUACUUGCCGGUCGUCUUCCAUUUGACGACUCUAGCUUGAUCAAUUUGUACAAAAAGAUAUCCAGAGCAGAAUACACAUUUCCACAAUGGUUUACAGAAUGCCAAAAGAAGCUUAUCUCAGGAAUAUUUGAUCCAAAUCCCAAAACGCGACUGACGAUACCAGAAAUUAUCGAAAAUGAAUGGUUCCAAAAGGAUUACGUGCCUACAUGUGGAAAUGAUAGUGACGAGAAAAUCUACUUAGAUGAUGUUAAUUCUGCAUUUGAUUCAAUUGAGGAAAAUGUCAUGGAGACAAAAUUGCCCAUAUCAUCAAGUUUUAUAAAUGCUUUUCAAUUGAUAGCCAUGUCAAAUGACCUGGAUUUAUCAGGUCUUUUCGAGGAACAGGGUGACAAGAAGCAAAAAAUAAGGUUUGGAUCCCAACACACAAUCAAUGAAACAAUUAAGAAAGUAGAAGCUGCUGCAAUGGAUGCGAGUCUUUCAGUAGCAAGAACAAACAACUUCAAGAUCAAAAUGCUUGCAAAACAAGGAAUGACCAGAUGUUGUAGAUCAUAUGUCGAUAUGUCGGCUGAGGUAAUCGAAGUAGCUCCCACACAUUGUGUUGUAGAAAUAUCCAGAUCUGCAGGAGAGCUUGGAGUAUACAACAAAUUCUGUAAGAGUCUUACAAGUCAGCUGACAGAGGAAUCAGGUGAUUCUUCACAAAUACAAGCGUCUGUUGUAGACCACAUUGAAAGCAAAAGUAUUCAAGAAAGCAAAGGGCUUCUUCCAUCGGCCAAGUCCUUGAUGGAUUCUGAAGGACAAUGCAUGCAUGGAAAAGUGAAUUUGCAUCGGCCAAGUCCCCGAUGGAUUAUGCAGGACAAUGUAUACGUAGAAAAGUAAAUAUUAUCAAGCACGUAAGGCAUGCUUGCUGGUCGAAAGAAGAGGAAGAAUGUUUUUUGUGCUGCAGAGUUUGCUGAAUGCUGAUUUUUACAUGUUCCAUUUUUUUUACUCAUAAGAAUAGUUACCCAAAGAUAGGGUUGUAUUUUCACCACCGUAAAUUUGAUAGGAAUUCUAUCUUUUGACUCCCGACACGAAGCAAGAAAAUGUUUUUCCAAUCCACCAAUACAAUAGCUUAUAGUUAUUGAGCAAGUUUUGUCUA